CCAGCCUCUUCACGCGACACGACGCAGACUCAAAAAUCAUGGCGGACGAAGUUGAGCAGCAACCGACAACCAACACGGUAGAGGAGCCUCUGGAUCUGAUCAGACUCAGUCUAGAUGAACGAAUCUACGUCAAGAUGAGGAACGACCGGGAGCUCCGUGGCAGAUUGCAUGCCUACGAUCAGCACCUGAACAUGAUCCUGGGUGAUGUGGAAGAGACGGUGACGACAGUGGAGAUUGAUGAGGAGACUUAUGAAGAACUCUACAAGUCGACCAAGAGAAACAUCCCCAUGCUGUUUGUAAGAGGAGACGGCGUUGUCCUGGUAGCUCCACCUCUCAGGGUGGGAUAAAUCCGAGCGUGUCCUAGUGUGAAGGAGGGUUUGUUUCAAAUCAUGAGGGAGAGGCCAGUGCUGCCAUGACAGACUGAAACAGAUCUCAGGCAUCUUCAUCAGACGUCCCAGAGGUCAGACUCCUGUCAGCAUCAAAGUCCUCUCACUUUACAUCAAAGAAACGUCACUUGUUAUUAUUUCGUUUUCUGUUUUGGCUGAGAAUAAAAAUCAAAGUUUGAGUAAAGGAAAAAAUAGGGAGGACAUCUUGGAAAGAAUGAGUGUGUUUUGGUUUUUAAUAUUUUAUUUGGGAAACUGAUUUAAAAAAAAAAAAAAAGAAAAAGUAUUACCAGACAUAAAACCGAGCAAGAGUGUUAUUUUUCCGGAUUCUUGAUUUUGAAAUGCCUCAGUUAGUUUUAUGUUGGUUCCCUCCAGAAGUGUUGGAAGUUUCUUUGAACAGAUGAUCUGUGAAUAUUUGGGACGUUUUUUUUUUUUCUCAGUUUCUGUUGGAUGGUUUUAGUUAAAUCUUUUUAUAUGUAUUUUUGUAGUGUCGUAUGGAUGGAAAUGUUGCCCAGAUGUGUAAACAGACAUUUUUUUUUCUCCUUUUUUUCGGUUAAGAUAAAAUUGAAUAAAAAAAAGAUAAUUGGAAAAAGAAAA
Messenger RNA from Mugil cephalus (flathead mullet), 980 nucleotides. RefSeq names its product LSM3 homolog, U6 small nuclear RNA and mRNA degradation associated (gene lsm3). Lineage: Eukaryota; Metazoa; Chordata; Actinopteri; Mugiliformes; Mugilidae. Gene Ontology annotation, cellular component: U6 snRNP; precatalytic spliceosome; P-body. Gene Ontology annotation, molecular function: RNA binding. The coding region runs from base 39 to 347 and encodes 102 amino acids. The transcript has 4 exons. The record is from RefSeq and is a predicted model, not a curated record. Gene Ontology annotation, biological process: P-body assembly; mRNA splicing, via spliceosome.